AUGCUCGCGGAAGAUGCCGUGUCAGGGCAUCUAGACGAGAGAACGCUGGAGCUCGUUGGCUCAAUGCUCCUUGAGGAGUUAACCACAGCGUGUUUGCAAGCAGUGAGCACGCUCACCUCGGGCGCGACAGCAGUGCUAUCUCGGAAGCGCCGCAAGCUCCGUAUCGCGGGAAAGUCAAAUCUUUUGAAGGUGGAUUGCUUGGAGCUCAUCCAGACAUGCCGGACCCUCUCUUUUGCUCGAGAGAUCCAUGCCGGGAUUCGUCCCAACGACGUGUUUCUCAACAACAAGAUGAUCGAUCUUUACGGCAGGUUUGGCAGCGUCCAGGAUGCGCAAAGAACUUUCGAUGCCAUGGUCUCUCCAAACGCCUUUUCCUGGUUUUUGAUCCUCAACGUGUACGCGAAGAAUGGAUACCUCCGCGACGCCAAGCAUAUCUUUGACGAGAUGCCGCAAAGAGAUUUGAUCGCCUGGACUACCAUGCUUGCAGCAUAUGCCAAAGAAGGUCAUCUUGAGGCAGCAAAGCACAUGUUUGGAUCGAUGCCUCAGAGGGAUCUCGUGUCAUGGAACACUAUCAUAUCCGCGUUUGCACAAAACGGCGAUAUCCAACAAGCAAGAUCUUCUUUCGAAAACGCGCCGUUAAGAAACUUGAUAACUUGGACGUCAAUGUUAGCAGCAUACGCCCAGAAUGGGCACUUGGAGCACGCCGAGCAUAUCUUUUUCUCAAUGCCAGAGAGAGAUCUCGUGGCUUGGACAACAAUGCUGGUAACUUACGGUAACAGUGGUCAUGUAGAAGACGCUUUUAGAAUAUUUAGUCGUAUGCCUGUGAGGAACGUAGUUGCAUGGGCUUCUAUGCUCGCUGCAUAUACCCAAAACGGCCUCCUUGAGAGAGCUAGGAACUUGUUUGGCAAAAUGCCCGAAAGAGAUCUAGUAUCAUGGACGUGUAUGCUCGCUGCCUUUGCGCAAAAUCGAGAAAUAGAAAAGGCCGAAACUGUUUUUUGGGAUAUGCCCCAGAGGGAUAUGGUUUCCUGGAAUACUAUGCUAUUAGCUUAUGCCCAAAACGGGCAUAUAGAAACAGCAAGACAUAUGUUUCACGAAAUGCCUGCAAGAGAUCUUGUCACCUGGAGCUCAAUGUUGGUGGCACUUGCCGAGAGUGGUAAUUCAGGAGAAGCUAAAGCAUUUUUUGAUAAAAUGCCGCAAAGAGACUUGGUGACUUGGAACUGUCUCCUUGCAAUGUAUGUACAAGCCGGGAAUUUUGACAAGGCCAAGCAAAUGUUUGAUGAGAUGCCGCAGAUAAACAUGGUGACAUCUACGUCGAUGCUGGAAGCAUACGCUCAAAAGGGCGAUUUGGAAGGAGCGAAGUUUACAUUUGACCAGAUGCCUCAACAAGACGUGAUCUCCCUUUCAUGCAUGCUAAAUGCCUACUCUUUGCAUGGACACCUAGAGGAGGCCAAAGCUUUGUUUGAUCAGAUGCCACAGUUCACUCUCAUCUCAUGCAACAUCAUGCUGGCAGCGUACAACCAAGCUCAAAACCUUGAAAGCUCCAUCAAGAUGUUCAUGGAAAUGCCGGAAAGAGACUUGGCAACCUGGAACUCGAUGCUUGGAGCAUACGCCCAGAAUGGCCAAAUCUACAAGUCUAGCCGUGUGUUUGAGACAAUGCCUCACCACGGUGGCGUGUCUUGGAGCACAAUGCUAGCAGCUUACUGCCACAAUGGCCAGUCUAUGAGAGUGUUUGAGGCUUUCGACUCAAUGCAGCUCGUAAGCCCUCCGGAUGAGACAUGUUUCGUUUCGUACUUGGUUGCUUCCAGCCAUGAGGGAAAGCUCUCCAGUGGAAGAGCCUGCUUUCUCUCAAUUUCUCUGGAUCACGGAAUGGAUUGCAUCAAGCAGCAUUACUGCUGCAUGGUUGCGCUAUUGGCGAGGACUGGUUACUUGGUGGAAGCCAAGAAUUUGAUCCUCAACAUGCCGUUUAAGGCCGAUGUUGUAGAUUGGAUGUGUUUGCUCGGGGCCUGCCGAAGCCACAAUGAUAUCAAGCUUGGAAUGCACGCAGCUGGAUGCAUUCUUAGCUCCAACUCAAGCAACACAGCAGGUUAUGUUUUGCUCGCAAACAUUCAAGGCACUUGA
This is a messenger RNA of Selaginella moellendorffii, 2115 nucleotides long. Its product is annotated as pentatricopeptide repeat-containing protein At4g02750-like. Lineage: Eukaryota; Viridiplantae; Streptophyta; Lycopodiopsida; Selaginellales; Selaginellaceae. The coding region runs from base 1 to 2115 and encodes 704 amino acids. The transcript has 3 exons. Gene Ontology annotation, molecular function: RNA binding; protein binding. The record is from RefSeq and is a predicted model, not a curated record. Gene Ontology annotation, biological process: RNA modification.